Molecule: messenger RNA, 1347 nt
Organism: Fusarium fujikuroi IMI 58289
Lineage: Eukaryota; Fungi; Ascomycota; Sordariomycetes; Hypocreales; Nectriaceae
Product: probable chitin binding protein
Exons: 6
Coding region: 1-1347 (448 amino acids)
Biological process (GO): carbohydrate metabolic process
Molecular function (GO): hydrolase activity, acting on carbon-nitrogen (but not peptide) bonds; chitin binding
Source: RefSeq, a predicted model, not a curated record
AUGAAGUCUGUCACUCUCCUGUCGCUGGCUGCUCUGCCCAACAUGGUCCUUGCACAUGACUUUAUGGCCAGACGCAAAGGAGCCGAGUUCAACAUCGCUGCUCGUCAUGAGCAUGCUUCAGUUCAGUCUGAAGGACUCGAGAAGCGAGCCUCUUGUGGAAAGGAUAGUGGCUCUUGUCCCAAAGGACAAUGUUGCUCUGCCGCUGGCUACUGUGGCACCACUUCACCUUAUUGCUCUUCACCCCAAUGCCAAAUGGCCUAUAGCAACAGCAACUGUGAUGGAAGCAAGAAGCCCAAGGGUGAUACCACAGCAAACAUUCCCAGAUCAACCAAUGGCAAAGCCCCUUAUAUCUUGGACGUUCUCAAGCAGAACAACAUCAAAGCUACAUUCUUCAUUACUGGUACCAAUCUUGGUAAGGGCCAGAUCGAUGAUGAAACUGCCGGUUGGCCCAAGAUUCUCCGCAGGAUGUACUCCGAAGGCCAUCAGCUCGCCUCGCACACCUGGUCACACCAGGAUCUCACUGCCUCAAGUGAUGAGGUCCGCCAGCAGCAGAUCAUCUACAACGAGAUGGCCUUCCGCAACAUCUUCGGGUUCUUCCCCAAGUACCUCCGCCCCCCUUACGGAACCUGCAACCGAGUCUCUGGCUGCCUUGACUAUGCGACCAAGCUUGGUUACCAUGUUAUCAACUGGAACCUCGACACCAAGGAUUUUGAGAAUAACACUCCUGAUAAGAUACAGACUAGCAAGAACACUUUCUCUCAAGGCGUUUCUACUAAUGCCAAGGCCAAUGCUUACAUCGAGCUGAGCCAUGAUGUCCAGGAGCAAACUGCCUACAAUCUUACUGCUUUCAUGAUCAAGACAAUCAAGGACAGAGGAUACAAAGCUGUUCCUGUUGGAGAGUGUCUGGGAGAUGCCCGUGAGAACUGGUAUGUCACUGAUCCUAACUUCACGACCUCAGCGUCUGUAGACAGUGCCACUCCUUCUACCUCUCCGACCACCGCGGCCACUGCUACUACCAGGGAUGGCAAAUGCGGUGCUACGAAUGGCGGCACAAAGUGCACCGGAUCCAAGUGGGGAGACUGUUGCUCCUACAACAACUUCUGCGGCUCAACAUCCGGAUACUGUGACGGCGGUUGUCAAUCUGAGUUUGGAAAGUGCAAUAAGUGGACUACCGGAAGUGCUCUCAUUGUCUCGGCCAAUGGUCUUUGCGGUGACAAGUAUCACCAGACUUGCAAGGGCUCUACAUACGGAGACUGCUGCUCCAAGAGUGGAAACUGUGGUAAGACGAGCGCAUACUGUGGCAAUGGGUGCCAGAAUGGCUUCGGAACUUGCACCUCCUCCAAGUGA